Molecule: messenger RNA, 1751 nt
Organism: Triticum urartu
Lineage: Eukaryota; Viridiplantae; Streptophyta; Magnoliopsida; Poales; Poaceae
Product: GDP-mannose transporter GONST1
Source: RefSeq, a predicted model, not a curated record
AGCCUGCGAACGUUCCUUCUUCCGCCGGAUAUUUUAAAAGCCAAGCAGCCCCCCUUCCGUUACUUUCCGAGUCGCCGCCGCUUCCAGCUCCUCCGCCGCGCUAUACCGCCGAGCACCUCACCGGCGCGGUCCCGCCACCGUCUCCGUGGGCCACGAGGGAGCCGCUCGGUUUCCCCGGGGACCUUGCUCCGUCGCCAUGGCUUCCAGAAACCCUCCGUUAGUCAUUCAUGUUGAUCCCGACGGCCCUCCUGGGAGAAAAGCACCAGACAUUGGCAACAGGCAUAUCUAUGAUGGGAACUUCCUGUGUUGAUGACACAGACCUGGAAGAUGUUAAGGCCUCAAAAGAUAGAGAUAUGCCUUCACACUUACUCAGGUUCCCAAACAUUCAGAAUCAGUCUCUUCUGUCUGGUUUUGCUUACUGCAUAGCAUCCUGCAGCAUGAUUUUAGUUAAUAAGUUUGUGCUGUCUGGCUAUGGUUUCAACGCUGGAAUAUUCCUCAUGAUUUACCAGAACAUUGUAUCAGUGACCAUAGUUUCUGCACUGUCCCUCUCUGGUGUUAUCCCAACUGAACCAUUAACAUGGAAGUUAAUCAAAGUUUGGUUGCCUGUGAACAUCAUAUUUGUCGGAAUGCUAAUCACAAGCAUGUUUAGUUUGAAGUACAUCAAUGUUGCGAUGUUGACUAUCUUGAAGAAUGUCGCAAAUGUUCUUACUGCUUCUGGGGAAACCUACUUCUUUAAGAAGCAGCACGAUAGACAAGUUUGGAUUUCUCUUAUGUUGAUGAUAAUCUCAGCAAUUGCAGGAGGAAUAACGGAUCUCUCAUUUCAUGCAGUCGGCUAUACAUGGCAGAUCUUAAAUUGUUUUCUGACAGCAUCGUAUUCGCUUACACUGCGGCAUGUAAUGGACAGUGCGAAGCAGGCCACCAAGUCUGGGAAUUUGAAUGAGCUUUCGAUGGUUUUGCUGAACAACAUUCUUUCACUACCAUUGGGAAUUAUCCUCGUGCUUGGUUUUAAUGAAGUGGAGUACCUGUUGGAAACGCCUCUUCUGAGGAUGCCUAUGUUUUGGCUAGUCAUCACUGCAAGUGGAGUUUUGGGGCUUGCUAUCAGCUUUACUUCGAUGUGGUUUCUUCGUCAGACAAGCGCAACAACUUAUAGCCUUGUGGGGUCUCUCAACAAGAUCCCACUCUCUAUCGCCGGGAUCCUGCUCUUCAAAGUCCGCACAAGCAUGGAGAACUCCAUAAGUAUACUGCUUGGUCUAUUAGCAGGGGUGUUUUUCGCCAGGGCGAAAUUGCGCAACAACUCCCAGUCCUAAGCUGCCGGCCAAGCUGUACAUAUAGGUGCUAGAAGAGUGCAGUAUUCUGCUGAUCACCAAAAGCAAGAUGCUCCCUCAAAUUACACUCUGGGAAAAUUUGUGCAGGUGCGAGGUUCUUUCCCAGUUGGCAAAGGAAGGAGACAGCAUCAUGUUGGUUAGCCUGGGGCUAAUGUUUUCUUUUUCUUUUCUUCUGGGCGACGACCUGAACCCUGUUGUUGCUGCUCGAGUGUUGGUGGUAUACGUCUUAGUUGUUGCAUGUAUGAUAGUCAUACAGAUAGGUACUGCUCAAAUCCCUGGUGGUGGUGGGUGGGUUGAUGCACUGCAAUGUGUGUAUGUCUAUAUGAGAAGUGCACCAGCUUUGAGUACUGCAAUCUGCAGUGGCAAAGCCCUUUGAUCCUCUGCAUCAUAGAAAACCUUAACCAACGCAUGUUUGGUUGCACUAUG